CUAAUUUAGGCAAAAAUGGAGAAAAAUCAUGAGUGGAGUAGAUUCACCUUAUUAUUACCUUUACUCCUUUUAGUAACUGCUCACGUGAGAAUCACGUGUAUGUCAUUCCAAGUCAGACAGAAGAAGAAUGUGAAAAGCAUUAUCAGUCGCCUACCAGUCAGUCUCUCACGGUUCAGCCUCCCACACCCACAACAGGCGGAGAGAUCCUGGAUUGGUCUCUGCUGUGCUGCCCCUAGAACAAAUUGUUUUACGGAGGCCUUACAACUGGAGUGGAUGGAACAGUAUGAGAAAGUGGAAAAGAUUGGUGAAGGAACUUAUGGUGUGGUCUACAAGGCCCGUGAUCGUGCGACAAAUGAGACUAUAGCCUUGAAAAAGAUCCGCCUCCAGCAGGAGGAUGAAGGUGUACCAAGCACUGCCAUAAGAGAAAUUUCCUUAUUGAAGGAAAUGCAGCACGGCAACAUUGUUAGAUUGCAGGAUGUAGUACACAGUGAGAAACGCCUUUACUUGGUUUUUGAGUAUCUGGAGUUGGAUUUGAAGAAGCACAUGGACUCAUGCCCAGAAUUUUCAAAGGACCCUCGACUGGUAAAAACGUUUCUAUAUCAAAUUCUCCGUGGCAUUGCUUAUUGUCAUUCUCAUCGAGUUCUCCAUCGGGAUCUGAAACCGCAGAAUUUGCUAAUAGAUCGUCGUACCAAUGCACUAAAGCUUGCAGAUUUUGGACUGGCUAGAGCCUUUGGUAUACCCGUUAGAACAUUUACUCAUGAGGUGGUGACCUUAUGGUACAGAGCACCAGAAAUACUGCUAGGGUCUCGUCAUUACUCAACCCCUGUAGACGUUUGGUCCGUGGGAUGUAUAUUUGCUGAGAUGGUGAACCAGCGGCCAUUGUUUCCUGGGGAUUCCGAGAUUGAUGAACUAUUCAAGAUUUUCAGCAUCUUGGGUACGCCAAAUGAGGAUACAUGGCCUGGAGUGACAUCUUUGCCUGAUUUUAAAACUGCUUUCCCAAAGUGGCUUCCAAAGGAUUUGGCAUCUGUUGUUCCAGAUCUUGAUUCGGCUGGAAUUGAUCUUCUUUGUAAAAUGCUCUGCUUGGAUCCUAGCAAAAGAAUAGCAGCCAGGGCUGCUCUGGAGCAUGAAUACUUCAAGGAUAUUGGUUUUGUACCUUAGUUCCCCUUUUCCCAUCUUCCUCCUUGGGAAAAUGUCAAUAUUUAAUGUGUAACAUCUCUGGGUUUUGGUUUGUUUUGAGAAAAUGCAAUUUUCAUUUCAUAGCUCGAUUUGUUUCAAAAAUAUUUGAAAUUCAAUCCUGGUUGGUUUGAUUGGUGUGAGAAAAUCCCUUGUCCUUUAUAGCUAGCUAUCUUGCUUUGGAAUGUUUGGAAUAUAAACCAAAAUCACAAUCAACUCGCUUUGUGUUGGUAAUGUUGAAGUUUUUGGAGUAUUGAUUAUGAUUUCAUUAUAA
Molecule: messenger RNA, 1447 nt
Organism: Tripterygium wilfordii
Lineage: Eukaryota; Viridiplantae; Streptophyta; Magnoliopsida; Celastrales; Celastraceae
Product: cell division control protein 2 homolog A-like
Exons: 10
Coding region: 16-1158 (380 amino acids)
Biological process (GO): protein phosphorylation; signal transduction; regulation of meiotic cell cycle
Cellular component (GO): cyclin-dependent protein kinase holoenzyme complex; cytoplasm; nucleus
Molecular function (GO): ATP binding; cyclin-dependent protein serine/threonine kinase activity; cyclin binding
Source: RefSeq, a predicted model, not a curated record